Messenger RNA from Effrenium voratum, 668 nucleotides. The record is from the annotation of a GenBank genome assembly. NCBI's taxonomy places the organism in Eukaryota, Dinophyceae, Suessiales, Symbiodiniaceae.
GCUCAAGCUGGGCACUGAUCUCGUGUUCCGUGGGCAUUCCGCUUGCUUUCUGUGAACCGCCAUGUCCCUGCUCGCCGCCACCCUGCGCCGUGUGCCGAACGCGCGCCGAGCGGCUCCGGCGCUGGUGUCGCGACGUUGCCUGGGAGACAGCGUGACGGGCCCUGGCCCCACAGACCCUGCGAACCUCAAGAUUGCCGUCAGCUUCUUUACCAAGCCGGCCAUGUCCUACGGGGAGUUCAAGCAGCAAUGCAUCUCCUUGAGGCUCUUCGCCUUUCUGGGCACCUGCGGCUUCUGCGUGCUCGGGCUGAUGGUGAACCCUCCGAAGUCCUCCUACUGGCAACAGUACUCCCCGCUGUACGUCAUGGGCAGCAUCAAGGACUGCUUCCUCGGCUCUGCACCGCCGCUCUUCCUCCCUGCGAAGGUGGAGCGCGCUGUGGACGUGCCAUUCGUGUGCCAGGAGCUGAUCACUACACGCCGACUCUUGACCGGUGGCAGCGACAGCGAGGAUGACCACUGAGAGCGCUUCUAUCGACCGCGAGAUAGGUCGCUAGGUCGCUAGGCGCUAGAUGUAGCGUCAGCUGCACCCAAGUCGGGCGAUUGGUUGAGACAACGGAUUUUGGAUCGACCUUUUUGGAGGAAGAACCGCUUCAGAAGUCCUGGCUAGAACG